Molecule: messenger RNA, 1037 nt
Organism: Mollisia scopiformis
Lineage: Eukaryota; Fungi; Ascomycota; Leotiomycetes; Helotiales; Mollisiaceae
Product: putative chaperone protein HSP31
Exons: 3
Coding region: 291-1013 (240 amino acids)
Molecular function (GO): glyoxalase III activity
Source: RefSeq, a predicted model, not a curated record
CGACCGGAGACUUUCUGGAGCUCGAUGGCCCGCAUCGGGAAUGACCUCCGAGACACAUGCUGGCACAUUAUGACAUGAUUCAGAAAAAGAGUUUAUUUAAACAUCCCACCUGCUGUUUGGGGACGAGAUUUCCUCGAAUGCAUUGCCGAGACCCACCCCGCAGCUAACCCGCAUCAUUUCCUCUGUCGAGCUCCAGCUUCAACUAACUUCUACAAAUAUAAAGCCAAAUACCUCUCCUCUGAUUGACAAUCGACACAAACAACAUCACAUCAAUUGACUCCAAUAUCACAAUGCCUUCUCAACCAAAAGUCCUCUUUGUGCUCACUUCCCACUCGAAGAUGGGAGACACUGGCAAACCCACUGGCUGGUACUUGCCCGAGUUCGCACACCCAUACGAAGUCCUCUCUCCUCACACGCAGAUCACGGUCGCCUCUCCCUCUGGCGGCGAAGCACCGCUUGACCCCUCCUCCGUCGAAGCAUUCAAAGCCGACGCCAUCAGCACAAAGUUCCUCUCGCACCAAGAAUCCCUCUGGAAGAACACACAGAAGCUUGAAAGCUUCCUCGGACAUGCUGGAGAAUACGAAGCUAUUUUCUUCGUUGGCGGUCACGGCCCGAUGUGGGACCUCGCGAACGAUGAAACAUCACAUAAACUGAUCAACGAAUUCUACGCACAUAACAAGAUCGUCUCGGCCGUUUGUCAUGGACCUGCGGCAAUUGCUAACGUCAAGCUUCCUUCGGGGGAGUAUCUCAUUGCUGGACAAGCUGUGACGGGCUUCUCGAACUCGGAGGAAGAUGCGGCGGGGUUGAGUCAGUAUAUGCCGUUUAUGCUGGAGACUGCUUUGGAUAAAGCGAGUGGGGGCAAGUUUGUUAAGGCUGAUGAUUGGGCGAAGAAAGUUGUGAUUUCGAGAGGAGGGCGUCUGAUUACUGGCCAAAAUCCUGCGUCGGCGGAGGGUUGUGGUCAGGCUAUUUAUGAUGCUAUCUUUGGGGAAUUGACGACGAAAGAUGAGUUGUGAGUGUAAUGGUGGACUCAUGCGCAG